Geodia barretti is the source of this 1920-nucleotide messenger RNA. The record is from the annotation of a GenBank genome assembly. Lineage: Eukaryota; Metazoa; Porifera; Demospongiae; Tetractinellida; Geodiidae.
UACCGAAGGGCGGGUGGGGCUGGCUCAGGUUUUGAAACUGAAAAACAACGCAAGGAUGGAGCAUACACAACAUCUCUAUAGAACUGAAGAUGACCUGAAGAACUUCUGCAUAAGAGUGCAUCUGUCCAAAGUGAGCCAUGGUGGAAGAAUGGCUGGCAGUAAUACUCAUCAGCAAGAGGCAGAAUCAUACAUUUUCUCCUGGCAGAAGAAGGCUUUUAGCCAGCGAGAAUAUGAAUUUUAUGGUGAUGCCUACAACUGCACUAGUGCCCUUGAGAGUAGAUACAGCAGAGACAUUGCCAGGCUGAGGCAAGAGGGUGGGAGACAAAAUGGCAGGCUCUUUUGCUACAUUGAAGGAGACCAACCCAACAUCCCUGCAGAGCUGUGUGGGAGUCCAAAUGUCGUAGAGCCAAGUCAGUCAGAGCCAACUUUUGCCUCUCGGUACUUCAGCAGCUCAGCCAUCAGGAGAAGACGACCUCCCCGGAAACAACUGCUGGCAGGUGUGGGAGACGAAGAGCCUGUUCUGGAGCGACCCACUGUGGAGGAGAGACUGGCCCAUCGUGUACCCACACCUCCCCUACAGUCCAUGUACAUCAUGGCCGACCUUACCCACUCCGUGGAAGGGAUUGAUAUAUGGGAGGAGCACCUUCUCUGCCUCAUCCAGGUGGAUGAUGGUGGAGCAGUCUCUGUGAAACCAGACUUCAACAGUGGGCAGACUCCGUACAGAAUUGAGACCAGAAACAGAGAUGUGUAUGAGUAUCGACUGCACCAGGUGAUGGAACCUGUACCUCCAGAGCACAUAGACCAGGAGAAGAACCUACAGGAAGAGAUCUACCGCAGAAAGGCCGAGCAACUUCACAAUCUUGUUGGCACGCAAUUCGCUGAUCCUCCAGAGGGAGGUGCUUUGUCCGUUGUCUUGCUAGGUGAAAUAGUGUCUGCACAAGGGUUUGAAUACAAUGACAUCUAUGUCACCGCACAGCUACAGCUCCCUGAAUGUAAGCUAAUGAUCGCUAACACCGCAUCACAGUGCCUACUACUUCUCCUGCCAUGCUCGUGUUGUGUUGUGUGUGUCGUUGCCAGUCUGGGAGGUCAGUGGAGACCAAGAGUUGUCCGUUGUGACACAAAUCUCCAGAACAAAGUCAAAACACUUGUACAAUGUUGCCAACUUCAACUGUCCGUUUGAGUACGAUCUCAUCUACCACAACAUUACAACCAUAGAAGAUGAUCUGGCUCACUGGCCGUGUGUACUGAUGGAGGUAUGCUCCCUGGAUUCGUGGGACAGGCACAGAGUGGAGGGGUAUGGCCACCUACCUCUUCCCAGCUCACCCGGAGUGCACGAGGUUGAGGUGGGGACAUGGAGACCAAGUGGUACCCCAGUAGUGGACACACUGAGGAGGUUCUUUGUGGGCGGGGCCUCGAGACUGAGGGAAAUGUCGUACAUCUCCAAACCUUCUGACUUUGAGGGAAGGCACCUAAGUAAGUAUGGAUUUCAGACCGAGUCAUCUGGUACUGUCGACUUCAGAUUCAACAUUAUUCAUCAAAGCAGCUCAAGUGUGCAGAGGUUUCAAUCAGAGCAGUUGAAUCAUGCCAUUAGCAGACAUGGUGGCCUGAGGACGUCCCUUGCUGCCACACUAGAUGUCUUCCAACGAGCAAGACAGAAAGCUGCAUCAGUAGCAGCCACUCUCAACUACUAACAAUCUCAUACAACCACUAUAUAUCAUUUUCGAGACUUAUUAUCAUUGCUCUACAAUACCCCUACCGUACUUAGUGAUUUGUCCUAUAAUGCGUGGGGAUUUCAAAGUGGUUCAUACGUAUUAAGCAGGUAUUUCGUGUUCAUGUUAACGAGGUUCCACUGUACAUAGAUCAUUAUACUGCACACAUGCACACAUAAUUCUGAGACACUAUCAGUCGGUCAUACACAAU